Molecule: messenger RNA, 1531 nt
Organism: Ceratitis capitata (Mediterranean fruit fly)
Lineage: Eukaryota; Metazoa; Arthropoda; Insecta; Diptera; Tephritidae
Product: gram-negative bacteria-binding protein 2
Exons: 5
Coding region: 91-1476 (461 amino acids)
Biological process (GO): carbohydrate metabolic process
Molecular function (GO): carbohydrate binding; hydrolase activity, hydrolyzing O-glycosyl compounds
Source: RefSeq, a predicted model, not a curated record
CUUAUCACUUCAAGUCAACAGUUUAUUGCAUUUUAUUGCCUGAGACAGCUCAUUAGUUUAAUACCGGGAAGUGUUCAACAAAUUAAAAGUAUGCGUCUCUAUAGUUUAAAUCUAGUUUUCUUUUGGAUUUAUUUUUGUUGUGAUAUAACGGUGAAUUGCUACGAAAUACCACAAAUAAACCUGGAAAAAUUGCAACAUGGCUUUCGCGUAUCAAUACCUUUUGAACAUGGAACCUCAUUGGUCGUUUUCCAUGUCUUCAUAAACGGACAAUACUCAAUAAUGGAUUUAGUGACUGAGAAAACGAAUAAUUCUUGGAUAAAGGAACAUCCUGAAGAGGAAUUGUAUGAAAAUGAUGAGGUGAGAGUACAAGUAGUGGCCGGACAUACGCAUGGCCUAAUUUUCCGUUCUGAUAAUUUUAAAAUUUCGAAAAAUUCUACAAUCAUCUAUACACCCACCACGCAAGAGGAUAUACAAGCCGCGAUUAAAACAAGCGAGACGAGAGCUAAUUUUAAAAAGUUGCCGUUAGAAAAAAUAUUUAAGCCAGAUGAUUUGAUAUUUGAGGAUAACUUUGAAAGCUUUGAUACUUCGAAAUGGACACAUGACAUAUUUAUGCCUUCGAAUUUCGAUGGCUACUUGGGAGACUUUACUAUGUACACGGAUGAUGAGGCGCGAAUUUUUAUAGACAACCAUACACUUCGUAUAACACCAUCACUAUCCGAACGACAUGGAGAUGUAAGUUUUGAAUUACCUAGAUGUACGUCCACUCCAUGUGCUAAAGAUGAAAAUGCCAACUGUUUCUAUAAGCCGACAACUGAUCGCCAUUCCGGUUUUCCGGCGCCAGUGAUCUCUGCCAGAAUCAGCACGAAGAAGACAUUCAGCUUUACAUAUGGUCGUAUAGAAGUUUUUGCAAAGUUGCCAUUGGGUGCUUGGUUAUUUCCAUCCGUAAUGCUUGAACCUGACAAUUUGAACUGUGACAACCGCAAGCAGCUGCGGAUAGCCUUUGCAACAUCUGAUGGCUUAAAUUUUCAUUUUAGCGCCGGAGCCGUUAAACUGGUAAAGCAGUCCGCUGGAGAAAAGAAUUUCACACGUAUUAGCGAGAUGGCUGAUAUAUCGAAUAUAAGGCCAUAUUCGUAUCAUAAUUUCACUAUGGUAUGGACAUCGAAAAGGAUUACUUUGUAUAUGGAUAGUGAAAAAAUUGGCUAUAUCGUCAAUAAUGGCGAAUAUGAUGAACCAUACCAUAUCGUUUUGGGUGUCUCAGCCGGGGGACAUUUGGAAUUCCCUGACUCACCAUUAAAGCCUUGGAGGGAUUUUAGUCAAGAUGCCUCUUUUCAAUUUGAUAACAGUUUCAAAGAUUGUUGUUUAACUCAAGGGGGGCCAAAAUGUCUCGAUAAAAAUCAAGAAGAGAAAACUUGCAGCAAAACUUGGACACCACAUGCGACAAUGGCCAUUAAAUAUGUACGAGUGUAUGCGGUGUAGUUACUACGAAUAUUUUCAAUCAUCUAUUAUGAACUUAGAUUCGAAUAAAAUCAAA